AUGUUAAGAGGAGUGAGGUGGCGGCAUCUCGAGCAUGCACCGCCAGAACAGAACGGUGGAUCAAGACGCAGAGUGUUGAGUUGAGUUGGGAGUUCUGAGAAAAUGCACUUCAGCGAAAAUGAAGGGAUAGAAGGAAAGACAUUCUUGGUGACAGGUGGGCUGGGCCACGUGGGCUCUGCUAUCUGUUUAGACCUUCUACGACGCGGUGCUUACGAGGUUCGAGCCUUUGACUUGCGAACCACCUCUCCUUGGUCUCAUCUUCUCCACCACAAAGGCGUCGUUUUCAUUCAAGGGGAUAUUACGAAGAAAAAAGAUGUUGAAAGAGCUGUGCGUGGAGCGGAUUGUGUGUUUCAUAUUGCUUCGUAUGGCAUGUCAGGGAAAGAAAUGUUACAGCUUUCUCGAGUGGAUGAGGUGAAUAUAAAUGGAACCUGCCAUGUCAUUGAAGCUUGUGUUGAGUUUGGGAUCAAAAGGCUUGUCUAUGUCAGCACUUACAAUGUUGUGUUUGGGGGUAAAGAGAUUGUAAACGGAAAUGAAUCCUUACCUUAUUUCCCAAUCGAUGAUCAUGUUGAUUCAUAUGGCCGUAGUAAGUCAAUUGCUGAGCAAUUGGUUCUAAAGAGCAAUGGUCGUCCCUUUAAGAAAAAUAAUGGGCAAUGUCUAUAUACAUGUGCGGUUCGUCCUGCUGCUAUCUAUGGUCCUGGCGAAGAGAGGCACUUUCCAAGGAUAGUGUCCCUAGCGAAGUUAGGUUUGGUGCCAUUUAGAAUUGGUGAAGCGAAUGUGAAACAAGACUGGAUUUAUGUGGAUAACCUUGUACUUGCACUGGUAUUGGUGAGCAUGGCACUUUUGGAUGACAUUCCUGGUAAAAAGGGGCGCCCGAUAGCUGCUGGCCAGGCGUACUUUGUGUCUGAUGGGUAUCCAGUCAACACCUUUGAAUUCAUUGAACCUUUACUCAAAAGUCUGGAUUAUGACUUGCCAAAGUCUCGUUUAGCUGUUACUCGUGCUCUCUUUCUGGGGAAAAUUUUCUCAGUUUUCUAUUCCAUUUUGUAUCCAUGGUUGAAUAGAUGGUGGCUUCCUCAACCACUGAUCCUUCCAGCUGAAGUGUACAAGGUGGGUGUUACCCAUUACUUCUCUUUCCUUAAAGCUAAAGAGGAGCUUGGGUAUGUUCCAAUGGUGAGUCCAAGAGAGGGCAUGGCUGCGACCAUCUCAUACUGGCAAGAAAGGAAAAGCAAAAGUUUAGAUGGACCUACAAUAUACGCAUGGUUAUUUUGUGCGAUUGGAAUGUCUACACUGUUUUGUGCUGCGUUCUUACCGGACAUUGGACCAGUGCCACUCUUUAGAGCUAUCAGUCUUUUCUUCAUGCGGUCGAUUCAGACAAUAAGAAUGGUAUUCAUUCUUGCUGUAGCAGUACACAUCGUUGAGGCUAUAUAUGCUUGGUUCUUGGCAAAAAGAGUGGAUCCUGCUAAUGCAAGAGGAUGGUUUUGGCAGACUUUUGCUCUUGGGAUCUUUUCAUUGCGGUUUCUGUUGAAGAGAGCCAAGAAGUAAAGUCCAGAACUUAUAUAUGUGCUAUUGUAGUCUUAUGUAUUGUUGUAAAAAAAAUCUUGAUUUUGUGGUGAAAAGCAAAAAUGGACCAAAUUUGA
This is a messenger RNA of Pistacia vera, 1634 nucleotides long. Its product is annotated as short-chain dehydrogenase/reductase family 42E member 1. The coding region runs from base 103 to 1539 and encodes 478 amino acids. The transcript has 5 exons. Lineage: Eukaryota; Viridiplantae; Streptophyta; Magnoliopsida; Sapindales; Anacardiaceae. The record is from RefSeq and is a predicted model, not a curated record. Gene Ontology annotation, molecular function: 3-beta-hydroxy-Delta5-steroid dehydrogenase (NAD+) activity. Gene Ontology annotation, biological process: steroid biosynthetic process.